This is a messenger RNA of Theileria parva strain Muguga, 1510 nucleotides long. Its product is annotated as Ring finger domain protein. NCBI's taxonomy places the organism in Eukaryota, Apicomplexa, Aconoidasida, Piroplasmida, Theileriidae. Bases 611 to 1468 code for a protein of 285 amino acids. The transcript is spliced from 3 exons. The record is from RefSeq and is a predicted model, not a curated record.
UUGGUUACGUGGAUUCGUAAAUUUUAGAAGGAUAAAUUUUCUUUAAAAUGAGUGAAAAUAUUUUAAAAUUUUUUAUAAAUUUGGAUCUGAGUUUAAUUUUUAAGAUUGGCUAAUUUUUAACCUUUUUUAGCAUUAAGUCACUAGAUGGUGCACUUGGUAUCUCCGACUUUUCAUUUUAAUUUGUACAGUAGCAGUUUAAAUCUCAUCACAGCGUCGCUCCCAAACUCUCUCACACUUUUUUCACAUUUCAAUAAAUUAUUUGAUUUUAAUAAAUUAUCUCAUUUUAACAGAUUAUCUCAUUUUAAUAAGUUAUUAAAUUUUAACAGAUUAUUUGAUUUUAAGAAUUUGACGUUGCUUUCAACUUUGGGAUUUUUUUCCAAUUUCUGACAUCACGACUUUUUAACUUUUUUAGCAUUUUCAGAUCUUUCCCGAGAUUCUCAAUUUUUACCCUUUGGUCCCCGCGAGUUUGGUAAUUUUAAGAUUUUUAGAAGAUAUUUUGAGGAAUUUGAGGAAUUUAAAUUUUUGUAAAAUUUGAACAAUUUGAACAAUUUGAGGAAUUUUAGAAAUUUUGAGGAAUUUCAGAAAAUUUGAAAAUUUGAAAAUUCUGUGAAUGGAAGGUGUGGAUGAGGGAAGUUUGGGUUCGAGUUUGGAGGUGAGGAACCGUGUGUUUGGUGGCGUGGUGGAGUAUUUUAUAUGUUUGAAGAAGUUUAGAGCUGCGGACGUGACGGCGCGACAGGCGCCGUCAGACCCGCUGAUGGAGCUUGUGCUUCUCUCCCCCAGGAGAUCACUCAUCUUCAUCAGGUUCUCUAUACUCUUCUCCAUCUUCAUCUCUGUCAUGCUACUCCUACCCGACCUCAUCAUCGCCAAAUUCGAUCAGUUCUCGUGCCAAAAUUGCUUCAAAAUUCUCAAUACGUGGUUGUAUGUGUAUCGCAUGGUAUUGUUAAUGCAGUUUUCAUUUCGGGUUUUAUUUUAUUGCAUCUUCUCACAGCUAACCAAUCAAGAAAAUCAAGAAAUUAUCUAUUGUACUUCGGUGAUAACUCAGGGCCGUGGCUGGUCGUAUAGUAGAAAGUUGACGAGUUUUAGUUAUUUUUGGUACGGUGCUGGUAUGAUUUUACACCGCGUGCCAAACGUUUGUAACAAGCGCUGGCUGUACGCUUUUAUAUUUUACGUUCUCUCCGCUAACGUACUGAGAUUUGCCUUCACUGUCGUGUUGUAUUAUUACACUUUCCCGCCCAGCCAUGGCACUGCCAGGAAAAUCACAGGCUACACCAGCAUCGUUUUACCCAAAAUCAGUUACAAAAACGCACUACACCUCAAGUCAACGUGCUGCGGCAUCUGCCUAGACGAUUUCGCAGCGGAAGAUAUGCUCAGAGUCCUCCACUGCUCACACGGAUUCCACACCAAAUGCAUCGAUCUCUGGCUUUCCAGAAGCGUCGUGUGCCCACUCUGCAUGAAGACACUUAUUUAAUCUUUACCUAGUUUCACAUAUAAUUUUAUCUCACUUUUUUCA